Psammomys obesus (fat sand rat) is the source of this 2735-nucleotide messenger RNA. RefSeq names its product UDP-N-acetylglucosamine pyrophosphorylase 1 like 1 (gene Uap1l1). The record is from RefSeq and is a predicted model, not a curated record. The coding region runs from base 62 to 1585 and encodes 507 amino acids. Gene Ontology annotation, molecular function: UDP-N-acetylglucosamine diphosphorylase activity. The transcript is spliced from 9 exons. Gene Ontology annotation, biological process: UDP-N-acetylglucosamine biosynthetic process. Lineage: Eukaryota; Metazoa; Chordata; Mammalia; Rodentia; Muridae.
GUCUCGUGACUUUGGUCAUAAGGUUGCGAGUACGGGCUGAUCCUGCAGCUGCAGUUCCAGCAUGGCCUCAGAGACGGAUGUACGCGCAAAGCUGCAGCGCGCAGGCCAGGAUCACCUCCUGCGCUUCUGGGCCGACCUGGCUCCGGAGCCUCAGGCCGCGCUGCUAGCGGAGCUCGCCUCCCUGGAGCCCGACGCGCUGCGUGAGCACUGCCAGCGCGCCUCGGCCGCCUGUGCGCUAGCCCCGGGUCCUCUGUUGGACCUGGAGGCGCGCCUGCAGCCCCUGCCCCCAGAACGCGUGGGCAGCGCGGUCCGCUGCGACCGAGAGACACUCCUGAGGUGGGAAGAGGAAGGAUUCCGACAGAUUGCUCUUAACAAGGUGGCUGUCCUGUUGCUGGCCGGUGGGCAGGGCACUCGCCUGGGUGUCACCUACCCCAAAGGCAUGUAUCAAGUAGGACUGCCCAGCCAGAAGACCCUAUACCAACUGCAAGCAGAGCGGAUCCGUCGUGUUCAGCAGUUGGCUGGUCAGCGACUGGGGACCCACUGCACCGUGCCUUGGUACAUCAUGACCAGUGAGUUUACACUGGGACCCACAAUCAAGUUCUUCAAGGAACGUGACUUCUUCCACCUAGACCCCACUAACGUGGUGCUGUUCGAGCAACGCAUGCUACCUGCUGUGACCUUUGAGGGCAAGGCCAUACUGGAACGGAAAGACAAAGUUGCCAUGGCCCCAGAUGGCAACGGGGGCCUGUACUGUGCAUUGGUUGAUCACCAGAUCCUAGAGGACAUGAAGCGGCGGGGUGUGGAGUUUGUGCAUGUGUACUGCGUAGACAACAUCCUGGUGCGGCUGGCUGACCCAGUCUUCAUUGGCUUCUGUGUGCUUCAGGGAGCAGACUGCGGUGCCAAGGUGGUGGAGAAAGCAUACCCUGAGGAGCCGGUGGGUGUGGUGUGCCAGGUGGACGGUGUCCCCCAGGUGGUGGAAUACAACGAGAUCAGUCCUGAGAUUGCUGGGCUGCGUGGGGCUGAUGGGGGCUUGCUCUACAACACAGGCAACAUCUGCAACCAUUUCUUCACCCGAGGCUUCCUGGAUAUGGUCACCAGGGAGUUUGAGCCCUUGCUGAAGCUGCAUGUGGCUGUGAAGAAGGUCCCAUAUGUGGAUGAGGAGGGAAAUCUGGUAAAGCCGUUAAGACCGAAUGGGAUAAAGAUGGAGAAGUUUGUGUUUGAUGUGUUCCAGUUUGCUAAGAACUUCGUUGCCCUUGAAGUAUGUCGGGAGGAGGAAUUCUCCCCACUGAAGAAUGCUGACACAGCCAGCAGCGACAACCCCUCCACCUCCAGGAGAGCCUUGUUGGCUCAGCACUACCGCUGGGCUCUGCAGGCUGGAGCCCACUUCCUGGAUGUACACGGGGUCCAGCUUCCUGAGCAGUCUGGCUUGCUUCCAAAUGGAGACCCUCCAGCCAUCUGUGAAAUAUCGCCCUUGGUGUCUUACUCUGGAGAGGGGCUGGAAAUGUACCUGCAAGGCCGAAAACUCCAGUCUCCGUUCAUUCUGGAUGAGGACCAAGCCAGGAUGCUACAGCUACAGGAGUGCUAACCUGCUUGCUCACAGCCUCACCAGUCCUGGCUCUGAGAAAUGCUGGCCUGCAGGACACCACAGGGAGUGUGCUAGUUUACUUCACAAGGUUGGGACUUCCUGGGUUCCCCAUGGAUUCUGGUUGUCUGUGUGUGUAUGGUUUUUGUUUGUUUGUUUUUGCUUCAUUGCUGGCUCUGGAACUCAGCUGAAAGGCAGAGAGUUGGAGAUCUUGGGAAAUGGAGCUAGAGGAGUGCAGGGUAGAAUGAGGGAGGUGUUGUCUGUGAAGGCCUCAUAGGAGAUAACCCUUCCAGCAUCUGCCCUGCCUGCACACAGACCAGCCAUAUGUUUGCUCGGCAGACAGUGAUAUACACCUGAUGGGGGUGUAGUUAGAAGACCCCCCAUCUACUCCCAGGUAGCAGAACCAUAACUGGAAUAAGGCUGAGCAUGUUACCUACCCCAUGUGCCUAGAUGGGACCAACCAAAGAAGCCUGAUGCCCUUGGUUAAGACUGUCGUUGAAAACCCUCAUCCAAGCACCUGAGAUGAAAGCAGUUCUUCCUGCCUUCUAUAGAUUCCCCCACUCCCUGAAUCUCCCAGUCACACCCACAAGUGGACCUGGUUUUUGUGUUCUAAGUAUCCCCGCCCCCAAGAACCAGAAACCUACAGCUUUUCCUAGAGCUUAAAGCCCAGGCACUCGCAUGGAGUUGUAGCAGAUGUAAGUGGUGCAGCUUUAUUGAUUCACAGCUGUUUUCCCAUGCAGGAAAAUGGAGACACCAGCCCCUCCCUUAUAAUGUAAUAGUAAUUAGGAGAGGCAGCCUGCUCCAGAUAUAUGGGUGCCUGCUCAUUUUCAUUAGCUUUCCCAGAGGAGGUCACUGGGAAGUGUGUAUUCAUCAUGUGGGUACAGAUCUGGGAAAGAUGGCAGGAUCAGGCCCACACCUGCCAUUGUUGGGACCAACAUGUAGAAGCUGUGCUUUGGCUGGGCUCUGUGGACACCUUGCUGUACACCUCAGAAGUAAAUGGUAUAUCUUGGUACCUUCUCUUAUUGAUCCACAGGCAAGCCAGGGUCCAUGAGGAAAGAAAGAUCAAAGGGAGGGAGAUCAAGGCCCUAGGGUCCUUCUGAGUAAGCAGUCAGUUGGGUGGAUUCUUGAAAGGAUUAAAAAAAAAAAAAAUCAA